Messenger RNA from Penicillium salamii, 1023 nucleotides. NCBI's taxonomy places the organism in Eukaryota, Fungi, Ascomycota, Eurotiomycetes, Eurotiales, Aspergillaceae. The record is from the annotation of a GenBank genome assembly.
AUGACAAUCAAACAAGAAACUCAAGUGGAGGCGAGCGUGGUGUUGGCUGACCCUGCUCUGCUUGAUAAAAUUGACAAAUUAUUCGCUUGCAAUGUGGGAGAGUACAUCAACUUACCACAACUAGUUGUUGUCGGAGAUCAAUCUAGUGGGAAAAGCUCUGUACUGGAGGGCCUGACGAAAUUGAAAUUUCCCCGAAAUAGUGGUCUGUGUACUCGGUUUGCGACCCAAAUCAUUUUUCGAAGAGAUCCAAGCUUGAAAAGGCGGAGAAUCGAUGGAUCCAUCAUUUCAACAGGACACGGCGAUGGAAACGAAAGUGAUAGCUGGAGUAGGUCCGACAUUGAGUCCUUGAACGAGAAAGAAUUCGAGACUAUGAUGAAUGAGGUUCACCAAGCGAUGGGCCUCUCAGGGUCAAUGGGAGACGACCUGCCCACGUUUUCUCUCGAUGUCCUGCGGUUGGAGAUAAUUGGGCCUCAUGAAAACCAUCUUAGUGUCAUUGAUGUUCCCGGAAUUUUCAAAACCACAACACCUGGCUUGACUUCAAAGUCAGACAUCACCCUUGUGAGGGAAAUGGUGCUCAACUACAUGCGAAAUCCUCGGUCAAUAAUGCUUGCCGUUGUUCCAGCCAAUGUGGAUAUUGCAACACAAGAGAUAAUCGAACUCGCCAGAGAGCAAGACCCGGACGGAACCAGAAACUUACGCAUCCUGACCAAACCAGACCUUGUCGACAAAGGUGCAGAAGAUAGGAUUGUUGAACUUGUGGAGGGGAAGCAGGAAUCCCAAGAAUUAGGCUGGGUGGUAGUUCGAAACCUUGGCCAGAAGGACCUCCAGGACUCUUCAAAAGACCGUGAUGUCGAAGAAGAGAUCUUCAGCAAUUCACCCCCUUGGAACCGCCUCUCAAAAGAUAACUACGGCAUCGAGGCUUUGAGGACGAGGUUGCAAGCACUUUUGGCCUCCAACGUGCGGCGAGAGUUUCCAUCGGUUAGUUUUUUCUGCAAGUACUGGAAUACGAAGUUCGACCACUGA